UGAAGUAGUAGCUUUCUUGAACGUUCCUCGUUCACUGUGUGUAUGUGGGUACGUUCAGAGAUCCGCAGGGUAGCUGUCCUUCGGGCAUCUUGAGCAACACAAAACACUGCACACAGAAACACAGGAGAGAACGUCAAUGCAAUGCUGCUCCUCAGACGCUGCCACAGGCUGAAUCCAAUUGGCCCACUCAGCAUUGACAGAAAUCAGGUGGCACCUGUAGUUGCAUCGUGUGCAGUUCGUCUCUGCAGCAGCAGCAAUGACCAGAGGUUUCACCAAUAUGGCUUCAGUGCCAGCUGGAGACACGUCCUGGCAGGACUGCUGGCUGGCACAGGGGCUGUACUAGCAUAUGGUCUACACCGUCACAAGGCUAUAGAGAAGAGCUCCCCGCUUCCUAUCAUCAGCCAGGAGGAAGUUACAAGGCAUCGCUCCCUGAAAGAUGGCGUUUGGGUCACCUACCAAGGCGGCGUCUAUGACAUUACAGAGUUUGUUUCCAUACACCCUGGUGGGGAGAAAAUCAUGAUGGCAGCAGGUGGUGCCAUUGAGCCCUUCUGGUCGCUUUAUGCGGUACACAAUCAGGAGCAUGUGCUGGAAAUCCUCUCUGAGUAUAAGAUUGGUGAGCUGAAAGCAGAAGACCUGAAGAAGCAAUCUACUUUUAAAUCAUCAGACCCCUACUCUUCUGACCCUGAGCGUCACCCUGCCCUGCGCACCAACAGCCUCAAGCCCUUCAACGCUGAACCUCCGCCUGAAAUCCUCGCUGACAGCUACAUUACGCCCACUGCUUUCUUCUUCAAAAGAAACCACCUCCCGGUUCCUCAGGUGGACCCCGAUUUAUAUCGCCUACAUGUGGAGGGGCUACCCAGAGGAGUGCUCACACUGUCUUUAGAAGAGUUGAAGACUCGAUUCCCCAAACACACCAUCACAGCUACCCUGCAGUGUGCAGGAAACCGCCGUAGUGAGAUGAAUAAGACCCGACAGGUUAAGGGACUGAACUGGGGCUUUGGUGCCAUUGGUAAUGCGACAUGGAGCGGUGCCAAGCUCAGGGAUGUCCUGCUGGCUGCAGGUUACGGGCCAGAUGUAGCCCAGUGGGCUCGCCACGUUCAGUUUGAAGGACUGGAUAAAGAAAUAACAGGGAGUGCAUACGGUGCUUCAAUCCCUAUAAAUAAGGCAGUUAGCGAGGAGGGUGACGUGCUGCUGGCCUAUGAAAUGAACGGCAAGGAUAUUCCGGCCGACCAUGGCUUCCCCAUUCGUGUGGUUGUACCAGGUGUAGUGGGCACACGCAACGUGAAGUGGCUGGGUAAAAUAGUAGUCAGUGCACAGGAGAGCAACAGCCACUGGCAGCAGAAAGAUUACAAAGGUUUCGCCCCUGGAAUAGACUGGGACACAGUUGACUACAAAUCUGCUCCAGCCAUCCAAGAGCUGCCUGUUCAAUCUGCCAUUACCACACCUGCAGAAGGCUCCGUGAUCGAUCGCAGCGAAGAAAUGCUGACUGUGAAGGGCUACGCUUGGAGCGGCGGGGGCAGAGAGGUGAUACGCGUCGAUGUUUCUGUGGACGGAGGGAAGACGUGGAAGGAGGCCAAGUUGAAGAGCAGCGACAAGGAAGAAGAUCAAACUUCUCCCCCACUAGGACGAGCUUGGGCAUGGAAGCUGUGGGAGAUAACGGUUCCUCUUCCUCCAGAGGCCCAAGAGCUGGAGCUCAUUUGCAAGGCAGUGGACAACAGUUACAACACGCAGCCGGACACAUUCGGUCCGAUCUGGAAUGUGAGGGGCUUGCUGAGUAACGCCUGGCACAGAGUGAAGGUGAAGAUCAGCGAGGAUGACGACGAAGAAUAGGCUCAGCAUUUGAAGUACAGAAAUCAAAAGACUUAGAGCUUAAACAGAGUCAUCUCAGAGUGGGCUCUUUUUGUCUUUUUUAAUUACAUUUGUGUCAUGGACUCAGCAAAUGUAGGAUCAACCAGGAGUAGCACUACAUUUUGAAAUAUUUUUGACAAACGGCCUUAAAAAUUUAUUCAUUUUGUUGCCUGGGAGAUUUGCAGCGGUACACACAUGGGAUGAAGCUCAAGGCUGUGAACAGCCAAAUUAAAUUAUGUCUGGUUAUCUCCAUUUAUUAGUCACUGUCUUUUAUUCUUAAGCAAAACUGUGGUUCAGUUUGACUCUGAAGCUCUGUGGUUUAUAAUGAUGAAGCAUUUAUUUUUUACAAUCCAUAUUUAUAACACUGAAAAUGAACUUUGAGCUGUUCAAAGAAAAUCUACCUGUAGUAACCAUCUCGUUGAAGUAAUCGAUGUUUGGCUUAGGUUAGCGCAUCAGUGGUGGACUGUGGCCUCUGACUAAUCAUGCUGUGGACCUGUCCUCUGCUCUUUCAGAGGAGAUAUGAAAUACAAAACUAUAGUGUGAAGUUCCAGAUGAAGUCCAGCUGUGUACAGGACAACGCUACAGCGCAGCAGAGGUCCCUGUGUGGUAAGGAGAGGCCAGAAAAAAUACUGUUGAGAAGUGAGUGCUGACUCCUUACACUCAGAGGACGGGGGGAAUAAUAUGUAGGACUGGUAAAAUGUAACGGUUAGUCAUUUUAGCAUUUGUUUGAAGAACUGGAGAAACUGCAGGUUUUAUUUUUUUACAACAUUAUGAAAAUAUGCCGAUGCACUGCUCUUAAGUCUAAUUAACAGGUGGAUUAUAUUUGAAAGUGUGAGAAUCAUGAAAUGUAUUUAACUGCUUACAAUGAAUAAAGACUUGGACUUUA
Molecule: messenger RNA, 2734 nt
Organism: Haplochromis burtoni (Burton's mouthbrooder)
Lineage: Eukaryota; Metazoa; Chordata; Actinopteri; Cichliformes; Cichlidae
Gene: suox
Product: sulfite oxidase
Exons: 5
Coding region: 142-1830 (562 amino acids)
Cellular component (GO): mitochondrion
Molecular function (GO): molybdenum ion binding; oxidoreductase activity; heme binding
Source: RefSeq, a predicted model, not a curated record